This is a messenger RNA of Bursaphelenchus xylophilus (pine wood nematode), 2559 nucleotides long. The record is from the annotation of a GenBank genome assembly. NCBI's taxonomy places the organism in Eukaryota, Metazoa, Nematoda, Chromadorea, Rhabditida, Aphelenchoididae.
AUGGCUGAGUCGGUUCGAGUGAUAUGUCGUUGUCGUCCCUUCAAUCAGCGGGAAAUCAAGCUCAAUUCGAAGGUAACCGUCAAUCUUUUUCUCCAUUUUAUUAUGUGACUUUAAACAAUUCUUUUAUGUCAUCAAUUUACGAUUAUAAAAUUUUUUUUCUACCGUAUUUCAGCCAUGCGUCGAAAUGAACACGACCGUGGGCCAAUGCGCCCUGAAGGCCUCAGAUGCACCACCAAAGGUAUUUACAUUCGACGCGGUCUAUUACAUGGAAUCGACGUCGGAGCAAAUCUACAACGACAUCAUCUACCCAUUAGUGGAGAAUGUUGUCGAAGGGUAUAACGGGACUGUAUUUGCUUAUGGACAAACGGGUUCAGGAAAGACUUAUUCGAUGCAAGGCGAUGACAAGAUCCAAAGUACACGAGGAAUCAUCCCCAGAACAUUCGAACAAAUAUUUGAGUCAAUAGCUGUUGUUUCCCAAACAAAGUUUCUUGUUCACGUGUCUUACUUGGAGGUAAGAAGUCUAAAUUUAAACACAAAUUGUAGAUUUACAACGAAGAAAUACGAGACCUACUGGGAGAAAAUCGUCAGCAAAAGUUGGAUAUAAAAGAACGUGGAGAUCGAGGGGUUUAUGUGGCUGGACUGUCCAUGCAUGUCUGUCAUAAUGUUGAGGAUUGUCUGAAACUGAUGGAUAUUGGCUUCAAUAAUCGGCAUGUUGGGGCAACUUUGAUGAAUAAAGACUCCAGUAGAUCUCAUUCCAUCUUCACUAUUUACGUGGAGGCUUUGUCAGAGAGCGGAACUAUUAGAAUGGGAAAGCUUAACCUAGUAGAUCUGGCUGGAAGCGAACGACAAGCCAAGACUGGAGCAACUGGAGAGAGAUUCAAGGAAGCUACCAAGAUUAAUCUCUCAUUAUCUGCAUUAGGUAAUGUAAUCUCUGCUCUGGUCGAUGGGAAAUCAAGUCACAUUCCAUAUCGUGACUCCAAAUUGACACGACUUCUUCAGGACUCGCUGGGAGGGAAUACGAAAACGGUAAUGAUUGCGUGCAUCUCGCCUUCGGACAACAACUAUGAUGAGACUCUCUCGACUCUCAGAUACGCAAACAGAGCAAAGAACAUUAAGAAUAAACCAAGAAUUAAUGAAGACCCUAAAGACGCCUUGCUCAGAGAGUAUCAACAGGAAAUUGAACGUCUGAAAGGCCUAGUGCAGCAUGACCGACCUGUCCAACCAACUGAGGAUGUAGAAGAGAUCAAAAAGAAAUUAAGAGAAGAGUUUGCACAUCAGAUGGAACAACUGAGAACUAGCUAUGAACACGAACAACAGAGUAAAGCAAAGUUGGAAGAAGAUCUGAAUAAAUUGAAAACACAGUACGAAAAGGCUGCAGCUGAUGUAGAAAUGGCUAAAAGAUCCGAGAAACCAAUGGAUGAAGCGGAGGCCAAGAAACGGCUCGAACAACUGGAGCAGCAACUAGUUGGUGGAGAAGAGGCUAACAACGAGGCAUUAAAACAAAAACGACUUAAGAAAAUGAAGGAAGCCGAGAAGAAGAUGCAGAGACUGGCAGGUAGGCUCCCUCAGCUUGAUCUAAAAUUAAUUUCAGAAGCCUUGAAUGUUCACAAAGACGAUCCCUUGUUACAUGUUUAUAGUUCUACGCAGGAUAAACUUGACGCCCUUACAAAGCAAUAUAACUUAGAAGUAGAAAAGGUAAUUGUAGAAAUGAAAUAUAGAUUCCUUUCAUUAGGUUCGAGCGUUAGAAGCCGAGAUCCAUGAUUUGCAAGGUGAAUUUGAGUUGGACAGAUUGGAUUAUCUAGAGACAAUAAGGAAACAGGACAAACAACUCAAAUUGCUCCUACAAAUCUUUGAAAGAGUUCAACCAGCUAUCAGAAAAGACUCAAACUAUCAUGAUUUACAUAAGAUAAAGAAAGAAGCAAUAUGGAAUGAAGACUAUGGGCGCUGGAUUCUUCCUGAUCUCAACACUUCCAAAGGAGCAUUGCCUAAUGCUGCGCGUGGUAAGUGCAAUACGAUGGUGAGAUUACUGUAUUUUUAGUCAUGCCGACUUCUCAAUCUGAUUUAAGUGAUGAUUAUUUGGAUGAUGACUCCAGCACUGAGAGUCGACUUAAAAAGCGUUUGGAAGAGAGUGCCGGUUCUGACUUCAUUAACAAUUAUUUCAAAUCGCCUUCGAGAACGAACAUUCUAGACAAGUACAGUGUCGAUAGCAAUAAACGGGGUAAGCCCAGAUAAUAUAAACAUAUUCUUUCGGAUCUUUAUUUCGAAAUUCUCCAUUAUAUUAUUGAAAGUAUUCCCCAGGAAAGGCAUUCCCACGUUAGUAUCUUUAUACAUAGUGGUUCCUUCCCCUUUAACCGUUAAUUAUUUACAGAGAAGUCGAAGUUUCUGCAAAGGAAUAAUAGGACGGACGGUCUCAUAAACGGAGUUUUAUAUACCGAUGAUUUGUAUGGUCAACCGGGUCAACCACAUCAUCAGAUGGACCAGCAACGCUCCAACAGCGCCCUGAGGAAACCUCAACGUCUGGAAGCCCUUCAGGUCCCCAGAAACAAGUCAUUCGCUUGA